Ceratina calcarata is the source of this 3580-nucleotide messenger RNA. RefSeq lists its product as uncharacterized. Lineage: Eukaryota; Metazoa; Arthropoda; Insecta; Hymenoptera; Apidae. Bases 647 to 3481 code for a protein of 944 amino acids. The transcript is spliced from 6 exons. The record is from RefSeq and is a predicted model, not a curated record. Gene Ontology annotation, molecular function: protein binding.
AAGGCGAACUAGGACAGAUAUCAUUGAUUGUUCGCACGCAAGUCGCGAUAAUUAUUUCUAUAGAAAUUAGUACAUAAUUGUUAUAAAAAAUAGCAACGGCAACGGUGUAAAGAAGUUCGCAGAUAACAUCGUACGUCGCCUUGAAUUCAGAAUUUAGUACCAUUUAGGACGACGACACGAGAUCUGUCGGGGCAGAUGACACAAAAGGUAACAAUUACGUUACCUGACAGCCACGAGUUGCAUAUUAUUUUGUGACGUGUUUGACAUGGCUGCGUAACAUAAGAGUCCCAAGUUUUGCAACGUCUGUUACGCGUUUUAUACCCGAACGUUAGGCAUGCAUUACUUACACAAUCCUCCUUGUGCAUAAAACGAUUUCCGUCCUGCUUGGCAUGCACACAUAAAUUAAAUUGAAAUCGUACUCAAUCGAGGUACAUUAAAUGCAGUGUUAAACGAAGAAUUUCUCGUCUCGAUUAAAUCUGAUAAGCUUCAGAAAAAUUCUUGGAGAUAAGGAAUUAUAGCUUCGCUAGGGAAAUACUGUCCAAUUUUCAUAGACCUUUCGCUGUGAAGGACUUAGAACCAGUUUUCAUUGUUGCUCGGAGUUCGCUGUUGGAAAUUCACAUUCUGAUCCACGUAAACGUGAAGAACGAUGUCUGCUGUAUAUCCAGCAUUGCCUAAAUUGUCUGUAAAGGAUGGGUUCGACGACGAGGAUUUAACAGAUAUCGACGACGAGGUGUUUAUCAGAGAUGGAAAGAGCGACAGCUUGAAAUUAGAUGAUGAUAGGGGCGUUAAAAGGCCCCUAAUGGCACCUCGUAGAAAAUACAAGAAAUCGUACAAUUUCGAGACGUACAGGUUUUCAAACAGAGCUAUUUGCGUACCUCUUUGCUUCGGAUUCAUGGCACUGGUAGUAUUAUUAAGCUUAAUCGUACUAUGUAUAUACAUCGUCAACAUAAUUCCUAUGCCAAUUGCGAUCCUGAAAAAUUGGCUGUCGCACGAGCCCGAAGAAGCCUUACACGAGUCGAACAUAGUUCCAUGUACUUCCCUUACAACAAAAAUUCUAUGGACCAGAUCGUUACCAAAGCUCAUGUCGGAAUCUCCGUUGAGAAGCAACGAUGUCAAUGGCGAUGGAAUCGAAGACAUCAUAGUUGGCUUUAGCACAGGAUUGGAUAUAACGACUACCUCAGAAUAUGUUUGCACGUUGUAUUUCGAUGGACAGAAUCCCUGUUUCGGUGGGAUUCUAGCUUUGAACGGUAGGACAGGAGACACGCUUUGGAUGCAUUGGACGGCUCAUGCGAUCUCCUCGGUCGACUGCGGUUUAGAUCUAAAUAACGACAAGAUCAAAGAUUGCAUUAUAUGCGGCAAGAGCGGGAUACUUCACGCGGUUAAUGGAGACAGCGGUGCUAGCCUGUGGGAAUUACCAAUUAGAGAUUUAGAGGAAUGGGAAUUCUCGGAUAUUUAUGAUGCCAAGUUCAUCGCCGACGUAGACGGGGACGAUGUUGGAGACGUUAUAGCGUCGCAUUCUAUGCAGUCGAGAGAAAUAUGUUCAAACGAGAUCCUCCUGAUCUCAGGAAUUAACGGGCAUAUUAUACACAGCUCGGUUUUACCGAACACAGAACAGUUGUUCUCGGCACCUCAGAAACUGAUUCAUCCAGACGGAGAAAGUAUGUUCGUUCUCGCGACGAGCAGUCAGAAACGGUCAGGCGGAUUGUAUGUGGUUCCUCAAGUGAAUUUGAUGUACGGCGACUUGAAACUGCGGAAAUUGCACCACAACACAGGAAGGGGAACUUUGUUACCUCCGAUUUUAGUAGACGUUACGUUAGACGGAGUGGAAGAUAUCGUUGCCGCUAUGUUUAAUUCCACGAUAAUAGUGUACGAUGGACUGACGUUCAAACCGAUCUGGAAGUACACGGUACCGAAAUCCGAAGUGAUAAGCGUGCCGAUUCCUGGCUAUUACAACGACGACGACGUACCAGAUUUCAUGGUGAAACAUCAAAUAGGCUCUGGCUUCCCGACGUAUUACUACACGGUCGCAACGAUCAUAGAUGGAAAGACUGGGAAACCGUUGUUAGAAAGGUCGAUAGAAGAUAGUUUAAGCGAAGAGAUGUCUGGUUUAUCCGUUACCGUCGACGGAUUUGGGAACGAUUGGUUUUUACAUUGGUCGGUCGACUGCUUGAACUACGAAGGAAACAAAGAGAAAUAUCAAUUUCUUAAAAAUGGCGAUUUUCUGUUCGAAUCCCGGGCUAAUCUUUGUAAACUGAGAUUCAAUUCCACUCUGAUCACAAACUUGUACGCUCUGAGCCAACACGUCGGACCACCAGGCAUUUCGUUGUACUUCUCAGAGGAUUGGAAGUCUUUGGAGUAUAAUAACUCCGCGAAUUAUAAAGUAGAGUACGACGCUGUACCUUUCGUUUCUGAACGAUCGGCGAAGAUUUAUAAAAAUCGGAAUCAGAUAGACGCGCUUAAACAGAAGCAGGGAGAUUCUUACGAGAAUUAUAAUCAAUUCAUGCCUGUUAAUGAUAAUUCCGAUGACGAUUACAGCUUGAGAAACGAAGACAAAUGGACGAAGAAAAAGAUUGAGAAUAAAAAUGAUAUGUCGUAUGAAAUGCCGUACAACGAGGACGAUAAAUCGAACAUUCAGGAGGUACAACCGUUGGAUUAUCAACAAGUGGACGAAAUACGCGAAGAACGAAGUAACGUUAAUCCUGAAUUUAUUAAUGAGCGUAAUAACAGAACGAGUAUGGAUAUUGUCAAUAAUCUAAACGUAUCUCAACCCUUUAAUACUGAGAAGGAUGGGAGUAAUAAAGUAUUGAAUGAAAAUGUAGUACAUUUACGAAAUAACACAGAGACGGCAGAAGGAAUAACUGAUCCUGCGAAUGUUACAGUUGCCACAGGUAAUCACGAGUCAUUCAGAAAGCAGAAUAAACAGGUGGGAACUAAUGGAAAGUUAAAGAUGAAUAUAUCUGGAGCGGAAUUAAGGAAACGAAAGAAGCGAGAAACGAGGAUCAAAGACGAUCACAUGUACUCUGCGGGUGGUGUACAAAAGCAGCCACCAACUGGGAUAUUGUUACCUCCCAUUCUCAAAUCGAAGGGAACGAAUUCUGUAGAUUUAGUAUUUUCUACAUUCUGGUUACCCUCCUCCGAAGUACCAGUGGUGUUGGUGCAACAGGAUUUAGAUUGCAUUCAUUGGAAGAAAGUGUUGUCGGAGAAAAAUCAACAGUACAAGCAGAACGACGAGAUUAUAAAAGAAUGUUUAGAAGAACGAGGUGUUAAUUACAAGACGCGUAAGGAAACGUUAGAGAAGGAGAAUGUAAAAGUUUCUCUAGGGCAGAUGACGGUGUACAGAAUGAGAUUGGAGUGCACUUGUCCGGAGGAUAUGCUGCCGGAUCAAACGUGUAAAAAUAUAUCCUCGCAUCAAAGUUGGUCUGAAUAUUUAGGCUCGCAUGGAAACGGAUAUUUCAAGCCAUUAUAUAAAGCUAAUAUGUGAAUGAGUAACAGAGUAUUUAUUAAAUCUAUAUUUUUUAAAUAACGAACAGAUUUUCAAGUCUCAUUAUCGUAGUAUCAUUUCGAUGAGAACACAGGAUCC